Messenger RNA from Cladophialophora immunda, 1140 nucleotides. RefSeq lists its product as uncharacterized. Bases 1 to 1140 code for a protein of 379 amino acids. The record is from RefSeq and is a predicted model, not a curated record. Lineage: Eukaryota; Fungi; Ascomycota; Eurotiomycetes; Chaetothyriales; Herpotrichiellaceae. The transcript is spliced from 2 exons.
AUGUCGCGGGAUCCUUUUCAAGCAGCCUUGCUUGAUGACUUUCAGAUCGGCCAUUCCAUGUCUCGCAGUCUCUUGAAAAGGAUUUCUAAUGUCUUCGGUCUUGGGGAUAAUGAUCGCUGUUUGGAUGCGGUGGAAAAGUGCUUGGAGGUGCUCAACCUGAAUCACCAAGUUGAGGAGAUCACGUCUCUCCAGCUUGUUGCAUCCGAAGACGCACGCGAAACCCAACAUUCUUUGGAAACCGACUUGAGAAACAGAUACCAAGAUACAUGCACAAGAUGUCUCCGAUCGUUCUCGUUUUCAGCAAUGGGAUUUUACCCUUCUUCUUCGAUGCUCGUGGCGCGGUUUACGAAAAGUCUCCAAUUGGAUUGUACCUUCGCAUUGAUGCACAGCUUGCUAUGCCAAAGUCUUAUCCUUAAAUGCGAGUUUCUCCCGAAAUUCGUGGAAAAGGAAUCUAGGAGUGAUUCCCGGGAAGUCACUUGGCAGGCUAGAGAAAUUGGAUCAUUGUUUCAUUCCAUAAUCAUCCGGAAGCAGCCGCAAGGAAUUGAGAUCCUCAUCGACGCCCUAGAUGAGUGCAAAGAAGAGGAAAUUCGAGCCAUGGUUCGCAGGUUCGAAAGGUCGAUUGAUAUUGCAACACAGCCAAAUGUCCCGCUCAGCAUCUGCUGGAGCAGCCACCAUUAUCCCACCAUCAGUAUGUUGUCAAUGCAUGGUGUUGAGGUAUGCACAGACAAGUACAACAGCACGGACAUCAAACAAUUUGUCAGAUCUGAGUUGCCAGUCCGCUUGGAUCCUCUAUUGCUGUCAAUCCAAGACGAAAUAAUAUCCAGAGCCAAUGGAGUAUUCCUGUCGACUGUUUUGGUCAGCAAAAGGAUACUCAAAGCUUUCGAUCAAGGCAAAACUAAGCAGCAAUUGCAGGAGCUGCUCGACUCGAUUCCCGUCGAACUCGACGAUUUGUCUGGCGAAAUUUCCAGGAAAGCAGGGACUUCGACUCAAGGACACAAAGAGCUUGUCCGCCUUUGCGCAGUGGAUAUUGUGUGUCUUUCAGCCCCUAACCUUACAACAACUUCACAGCGCGUUCAACUUGCAGAAUGGGAAGGGGUGUCGAGAUGUGGACGAUUCAAACCCGAUGGAUACGGAUCUUGA